This is a messenger RNA of Sycon ciliatum, 2237 nucleotides long. RefSeq names its product dynein axonemal assembly factor 1-like. The transcript has 13 exons. Bases 241 to 1932 code for a protein of 563 amino acids. The record is from RefSeq and is a predicted model, not a curated record. NCBI's taxonomy places the organism in Eukaryota, Metazoa, Porifera, Calcarea, Leucosolenida, Sycettidae. Gene Ontology annotation, molecular function: protein binding.
UCCAACCCAUUGAUUUCGUGGCAUCGAAAACUAUCAUACUAAGUGUGCAUAUUAUUUACUGUCAACCAACAACAUUGUUACUAGUACAAACUAACUACUACCCGGUAAGUCUUACUUCAUUGAAAGGUUGGUCAACAGUGGAUUCUAUCUUCUCGAAGAAAUUUGUACGGUCGCUAAUUAGCAAGUUGCUCUGCCAAAGGAAAGAUCAGUUCCGUGAGGCCAAGUCCUCAGCGAUCCGGGAUGGACACCGCGACAUACCAGGCCAAAGUUGCCAACAAAACCUUCGCCAUCAAGAAGGAACCAGACACGGAUGAGAGUGGUUUACCAAGGAUGACAGUGAGGAAUAUCAAGAUGCUGUGUAAGAAGCACAGUGGAUACCAGACACCAGCUCUGAACGAUGUGCUCUACCUACAUUACCAAGGCUACGGUAAGAUUGAGAAUCUGGAGGAAUACAUAGGCCUGAAGGCGCUGUGGUUGGAAGCCAACGGCAUACGCAAGAUUGAGAACAUUGGCCAUCUUGCGGAGCUGAAGUGCCUGUACCUUCAGCAGAAUCUCCUGUGUCAACUGGAGAACCUGGAUGGCCUGACAGAGCUAGACUCACUCAACGUUGCCAACAACUCAAUUUCACGCAUAGAGAAUAUCGCUUGCUGUGAAAAGCUAGCGUCGCUGCAAAUGGACCGCAAUCGCCUCACAACAGCAGAGGAUAUAGCCGAACUACGGCACUGCGACAAUCUAAGUGUGGUGGACCUCUCACAUAACAGGAUUGAAGAUGAACGUAUUGUUGAGAUACUGGAGCAAAUGAAGUCACUGAGAGUUCUGAAGCUUACAGGCAACCCUGUGCGUUCCAAGAUCCGUGACUAUCGGAAAGUGAUGAUUUGCAGACUGAAAGAACUGACCUAUCUAGAUGAAAGGCCCGUGUUUGCACGCGACAGGGCGUGCGCGCUUGCAUGGGAGAAGGGUGGCAUUGUGGCAGAACGAGAGGAGCAUCACCGUUGGAUCACCAGGGACCAGAAGAAAAUUCUAGAGAGUGUGGAGGCGCUCGCCGUGUUGAGAUACAGCAAAGCAGCGCGGGAUCGCUAUUGCCGUGACAGUAGUGGUGAAGGCUCAGAUGAAGACCAGUCCGACAGUGACAACCAGCAAGGCAAUGAGGAGCAAGAAGAUAUCUUUGCACCAGCUGUUGAUGAUGAUGAUGAUGACGACAAUGAGGAUGGAAAUGAUGAAGAGGACGAAGGAAGCAAUGUGGAGGUCGAGGACGAUCUUGAAGCAGCGCUAGCAUCUCAACGAUCGGCAACAAGCACAGAAGCAGGAGUCACAGAUAAGCCAGUCAGAGAGAAGUUCACGCGCCUCACUAUCGAGCAAGUGCCAUCAGAUGGAGAGGAAGGUGAUGUGGUCGAGAAUGAAGAUGGCAAUGACGACAGCGAGAUUCCCUUCCUCACGGCUAAACCUACGGAGUCAGCUGCUUCUCUGGAUAGGAUGCCUGGUGAUGACGCCGAGCAAGAUGGUAUAUUUGUGAUGACCAAGCCUCCAGACAGCAUGGCGAGCACAGCAAACCAUGGCCGUGCAUCACUUCUCGCAGGAAUGUUGGAUGCUGAUUCAGGUCCAUCAAAAUCGUUCCAUGAGCGCCAGCAGGAGACUCAGCUGCUGCAUGCGACAUCUCCAAAACGGCUGAUGAUUGAAGAAAUAUCAGAUGAGGACAUUGAGGAGGUGCAGGUCGUUCCAGCUGAGCCCUGCGAUGUCGAUGACGAUGAUGACCAACCUCCACCACUGGUAACGGUGGCAUGGGAUAAACCAGCCAACACUGGCAAAAACCAGCCCAUCCUCUCAUCAGAGCAAGCAGCAUCUGUCAAACAGAAACAACCGCUGAUACAAAUGUUACCGAGCAAGAGUGGCGAGGACGAUGAUACUGACAAUGAUGCUGAUGAACUCGACUGACAUUGGCAAUACCGGUGCAAGUACAUACGCACAUUCAGCAGUAGGGUUCCAAACAACUGAUAUACCAGUCUCUUUCUCUCUCCACAUGCCUCUUUCGUUAUGAGCAAAUUAUAACCAAUAAUGUACAAGUACACAAUGAUAAUUUGUGUCCUUAUCAAUUGUACGGCGUCAUGUGCGUGUGUAUAUUACCAUUGCAAACCUCUGUACAUAUGUUACAUACUGUGAGGCACCUGUAUAUACUGUGAGAAGAAGCUAAUUGAACCAUACACGUAUACUUCAAAAUAAUACAACAUUCCGGAAAUUCA